Messenger RNA from Oryzias latipes (Japanese medaka), 3455 nucleotides. RefSeq names its product actin filament associated protein 1-like 2 (gene afap1l2). Gene Ontology annotation, cellular component: cytosol. Gene Ontology annotation, molecular function: SH3 domain binding; SH2 domain binding. NCBI's taxonomy places the organism in Eukaryota, Metazoa, Chordata, Actinopteri, Beloniformes, Adrianichthyidae. Gene Ontology annotation, biological process: regulation of mitotic cell cycle; positive regulation of DNA-templated transcription; positive regulation of interleukin-8 production. The record is from RefSeq and is a predicted model, not a curated record.
GUUGUACUGCUCCUCUUGACAUUCCUCUCAUACCUCCACCCGGUCACGGUCCUCCCGCAGGGGGGUGUGCUUGAAUCCAAAAGGCAACAGAGAGCUUUAAAAAUUGCUAAACACGACGUAAUGCAAAUAAAUAAUGCUCUUGGAGCAACCGUGCAGCCAAAGUGUGGGGAGGACAGCUUGUUUAGAUGCUGCCGAGUGUGAGGAAGAGGAGGAGGAGGCGCGGUCUGAAUAGACAGAAGUGGGCGCGCUGUUGGGCCGUCCUAGUCUGUCUUGAGAACGUAGCUGAACGCAGCAGCCCCCGUCUGCGAACCGGACCGGACGAGCCGCUUUCCCAUCUUCCCUGUCCGGAUUGUUCCAUUGUAUGAGAGGAGGAACGGCGGCGAGCGCGCAGGGGAAUGGAGAAGCACAAAGUGCUGGACCAGCUCCUGAUGGAGUUGCACCGCUUCAUGGUCCUCUUGGACCGGGAGAACCUGAGUGGAAACGCCACCAUCCAGAAGGGUUUGCUGGCUGAACUGCUGCAGACCUACAGAACCUUAAACGGUGCAGAUGAGGAGUAUAUCUAUAUGAACAAAGUCGUCGUUGGCGGAAACAAGGACAAAGAUGAAUUAUCAAAACUGGAGGUCAAUGGAAAAGCAGCGAAACAUGUUCCCGUCCCGCAGAAGAGCCUUCCUGACCUGCCGCCCCCCAGAAUUGGUGUGGUGAGCCGGGAGCCGUUCCCUUUGCCUGCUAUUCCGUCUCCAGCCACCGUCGAGAGUUACUAUGAGGAGGCUCAGCCCUAUGAAGAAACUGCAAACGAUGAUGGAGAGGCAGUAAGCAGUUCAUACGAGUCGUACGACGAGGAGGAGGUAACCCGAGGGAAAUCGGCCCAGCACCAGUGGCCGUCGUCGGAGGCUUCGAUCGAGCUGAUGAAGGACGCUCGCAUCUGCGCCUUCCUGUGGAGGAAGAAGUGGCUCGGCCAGUGGGGCAAACAGCUGUGCGUCAUCAAAGAGCAUCGGCUGCUGUGCUAUAAGAGCUCCAAGGAGCAGACCCCCCUGCUGGAUGUGAGUCUGCUGGGCUGCAGCGUGAUCUACAAAGAGAAGCAGCUAAAAAGAAAAGAGCACAAACUGAAGAUCAUGCCGGUGGGAGGAGAGGCCAUUGUACUGGGCCUUCAAAGCAAAGAGCAGGCAGAACAGUGGCUAAAGGUUAUUCAAGAAAUCAGUCCCAAACCAGCAGAGAUCUGGGAUCCCAAUCAGUUUUCACCCGAUUCUUCGAAGCUUAUUUGCACUAAGGGGGAGCUGGGCGAGAGACACUCGCUGGCCUCAGAGAGCGGCAGCAGCACGGACAGCCACGCCGACGCUCUAGAAAACAAAGAUGUGAAGAAAAAAUACGGCGCAGGUUUGAUGUUCAGCAACUUGAGGAACAUCGGAAAAAAGAAAAACCCCUCGCUCGAGAGCCCUGAGAAAUGCAUUGAGACCUCAGGGUACCUCAACGUGCUGGUGAACAGUCAGUGGCGGCCCUGCUGGUGCCUGAUCAAGAACAGGCAGCUGUGGUGUUACCAGGACAAAGGAAAAAGCAAACUGAGCCAGCCAGCCGUCCCCCUAGAGGGCUGCAGCGUUUUGCCUGAUCCCAACCCCGAGCACCUCUACUCCUUCAGGAUCGACAUGGACGGGACACAGCUGGCAACCCUGGAGGCAAAGACAUCAGCAGAUAUGGGUCACUGGCUAGGCCUCUUGCUAUCUCAGACGGGGACCAAAACGGAACCAGAAGACCUGACGUAUGACUAUGUGAACUCCGAGAGGAUCUCCAGCAUCGUAAAUGCUGCAAAGACUUCCCUUUACUUGAUGCUAAGGAGGUAUUCAGAACCGAACACGUAUAUAGACACGAUGCCUUCCAUUUCGCAAAACUCUGAGGAGCUUUACGAUGAUGUGGCCUCUUUAGCUGACUCCGAGGAUACUAAGGAGAACAAUCCACCAAACUUGCAGGACGGCAACCUCCAGGAGUGCUUACAGGAUUCCAACAGCGGAAAGGAAGCAGAAGACGACCGAAUCUACAUCGAUCUCCUCCCUGUGCGCUCCUUCCUGCAUCCACCCGGUGGAGCUGUCCCAGCCAAGGAACCCCUGAGCAACUCACCUGUUCCUGUGGACAACCUGACAGAACCCCCCUGUCACAUCAAAGAGGUGGUUUCGGUGGACCUUCCUGAACCAGCGUCAACUUCUGUGUUAAACGGCCCAACUUCACCUACUGCCCCCAGCAAACUAGAACAGACUUUGCUCCAGGUCACCACCUCCCCACAGCCACACACCCAGCAGGGCAGGAACUCCCCUCAGAGUCAGGAACUCCCCAGGAAAAGCAGCUUGGAAAUCCCUAAGGCCUUCAUCUCCUCAGUGGCAGAUAUCCAUAAGGGUCCUUCGUUCCUUCACAGCCCUCAACCUGCACGGCCUAAGGCACAUACAAUAGGGAGUCUUUGCACCUUCGAGGUCAAACUUGGCAAGAAUCGCACCGAGGCCGACAUGCUGCGCUACACAGGCGAGCGGGACCGCCUGGAAAAGGAGAGGGAGGAGGUGAAGAGCUGCCUGGCACAACUGAAAAAGGAAAGGAGGGAGGCGAAAGAAGAACUCUCUGGUUGUCAAGAUCCUAAGGAGCAAGCCCUGCUGGAGGCCCGCGUCAAGGAGAAGGAGGUGGCGUGUCGGGGGGCAGAGAGCCGCAGGGUGGAGGUGGAGCUGCGGUUGAUGGAAGUGAAGGAAAGCUUGAAGAAAGUGGAGGCGGGGCCUUUUACACUGGGAACCACAUUAGACAGCAGCCUUCAGGACCCCCCAACAGUGAAAAUCACAACUUCGGAAAACGUUAACUCGACUAAGACUUCAACGAUGCCCAGUCUUCCUCAGCCAACAUCACCACCAGCACCACCACCAUCAUCAUCAUCCACCACCAUCUUCAUCAGCAUCACAAGCCCAGCCUCUGCGGUCAACUCGGCCUCUGCUCUUAAAAACAGACCAGCCUCCAUCGUGGCGCCGAAGGGAAACGUCUUGCAGAAAGCAAAGGAAUGGGAGAAAAAAUCCACCAACUAAGUGAACCUCAAAAUUCCUCACCACAUCCAUGCUGUACAGUUAAAUUAUCUCCUCACAGACUCUGAUCCACAUCUCCCCCAGGCUUAAAAAAAACUUUUUUUCCCAACACCACUGGAUAUUCUUCACUUUUGUGCCUCUUUGCAAAAAAAAAACAAAAAAAAAAACUUGAUCUGGUAGCAAUUUGUAAUGUUUUCUACUUUUUUUUUGCAAGCAACCAAACAUUUAAAAACAGAAUUCUGCAGCAAACUUGCCUCCCUUUGGCUUACUAAACACUUUAGAUUGUAGCUUGGUUCAUGUACGCCGGUAGCCAAGAUGUGAAUAUCAUUACUCGUUUAUUCAGCCGUUUGGUUUCUAUUUCUAGCUGUAAAAAAAGCACUUUUUUUAUUCAAAUAAAAAUAUACUGAAAAA